AUGUCGGGCUGGAACGCGAGCGGCGACGGGGAGCUCGGCGCGUCGGACUGGCCGGGGGUCGUCGCCGCUGCUGCCGAGCCGCUGUUCUGGUCGCCCAGCGCCCCUUCGUGGGGCCGCUCCUCCGUGGAGGGCGGCGGGCGACGGAGGAAGGACACGGGGAGUCCCGGAGGAGAAGAGCGGGAGCCGCGAGGCGCUGAAGGCUCCGGCGGCCCGAGGCGGGCGGCACGGCAGCGGCCGCCCCGAGCUGCGGCCGGCCAGGCUCGGGACUCCGCGGCGCCGCUCUGCUUCCACCUCGAUAGCGCCCUGGUCGGGGCUCUCAUAGGUCGGGGUGGAACUAAAAUUAAAGAACUUGAGAAUUCUUCGGGUUCCAGGAUAAAGGUUACAAGAGGAACCUAUGAAUCUGAAGUAAAGAUUUUUGGCAGCAUUGAUGUGCAAAACAAAGCCAAGAUGUUGAUUGACAACCUUGUUACAAGUUCUGGACAAAACCAUAUUAGAGGUGGGACAGAGAAAGGAAAAACCUCGGACAUUUUCAAGCCUGAAAAUAACCCAAAGAAACCAGUGAUAAACUGGGCCUCUCUUCGAGAUAACAGGGCCAAAUAUGAAUCUAUGAAGUGGGCAGGCUUGCCUCCAAUUGAGAAAAACUUCUACAAAGAAUCAUCCAGGACUGCAUCCAUGUCAAAAGAAGAAGUAGAACUGUGGCGGAAAGAAAAUAAUGAUAUAACUUGUGAUGACUUAAAAGAAGGUGAAAAGCGCUGUAUUCCCAAUCCUGUUUGUAAAUUUGAAGAUGUAUUUGAGUCUUAUCCUGAUAUUAUGGCCAGUAUAAGAAAAGUUGGUUUUCAAAAGCCCACACCAAUUCAGUCCCAGGCAUGGCCAAUUAUACUCCGAGGAAUUGAUCUUAUUGGUAUAGCACAGACUGGUACUGGGAAGACAUUAGCAUACUUAAUGCCUGGAUUCAUUCACUUGACUUCACAACCAAUAUCUAAAGAUCAGCGUGGGGGGCCUGGAAUGUUAGUCCUUACUCCCACUAGAGAACUGGCACUUCAAGUAGAGGCGGAGUGUUCAAAGUAUGCAUACAAAGGAAUUAAAAGUAUUUGCAUCUAUGGCGGUGGGGACCGAAAAGGACAGAUAGACAUGGUUACCAAAGGUGUGGAUAUUGUUAUUGCUACUCCUGGCAGACUGAAUGAUCUUCAAAUGAACCACUUCAUAAAUUUGAAGAGCAUAACAUAUCUGGUUUUAGAUGAGGCUGACAGAAUGCUGGAUAUGGGAUUUGAACCUCAGAUAAUGAAGAUCCUAAUAGAUGUGCGUCCUGACAGACAAACUGUUAUGACGAGUGCUACUUGGCCUGAUGGUGUCCGUCGUCUAGCAAAAUCCUACUUGAAAAAUCCUAUGAUUGUGUAUGUUGGCACUCUUGACUUAGCAGCAGUAAACACAGUACAACAAAAAGUUAUUGUUAUCCCCGAGGAGGAAAAGAGAACUUUCAUGCAUAGCUUCAUUAAGUCUAUGAAGCCAAAAGAUAAGGUCAUCAUUUUUGUGGGAAAAAAGCUUACAGCUGAUGACUUAGCAAGUGACUUUGGUAUCCAAGGAAUUCCAGUACAGUCUCUUCAUGGCAACAGGGAGCAAUGUGAUCGAGAACAGGCUUUGGAUGACUUCAAGAAAGGCAAGGUUCGAAUAUUGGUAGCUACUGACUUGGCAUCCCGUGGCCUUGAUGUGCAUGAUAUUACUCAUGUUUUUAACUUUGAUUUCCCUCGCAACAUUGAAGAAUAUGUUCACAGAGUAGGUCGUACUGGAAGAGCAGGGCGCGCUGGGGAGGCAGUAACACUUGUCACAAGCAAUGAUUGGAGGUUUGCAUCCGAGCUGAUUGACAUUCUGCAAAGAGCAAACCAAGUAGUUCCUGACAAGCUUAUGGCAAUGGCAGAAAGAUACAAACAAUCACAAAUGAGAAAAGAAAUUGAAAAGGAUAUACAAAGACCUUGGAGAAAGCCCACAAAAUCAUUAUAAUCCCUUGAAGCUACUGAAACAGAGAAAGUGAAUUUAAGUA
This is a messenger RNA of Cinclus cinclus, 2038 nucleotides long. RefSeq names its product DEAD-box helicase 43 (gene DDX43). The coding region runs from base 1 to 1998 and encodes 665 amino acids. Gene Ontology annotation, molecular function: RNA binding; ATP binding; RNA helicase activity. The transcript is spliced from 16 exons. Lineage: Eukaryota; Metazoa; Chordata; Aves; Passeriformes; Cinclidae. The record is from RefSeq and is a predicted model, not a curated record.